AUGAAGUUCUCUACUCUUGCUUCCAUCGGCCUCACUGGCAUCUCCACCGUCCUCGCUGCUCCAAGCAACGUCGACACUCGAACCACCAACGGCGCAGUCUUCGCCCUGACCAACGCCGUCAACAACGCAGUCAUUGCUUUCAACCGCAACGCCGAUGGCACAUUAACCAAGACUGGCGAAUACCCAACCGGCGGCCAUGGCCAGGGCGUCGACUUUGACUCCCAGGGCGGCCUUCAGCUCAGUGCUGAUCACAAGUUCCUCUAUGCCGUGAACCCGGCCAGUGAUGAGGUUACCGUGUAUGCAGUCAACGGCUCCAGCCUGAAGAAGAUCCAGAGCAUCUAUGCUGGUGACCAGCCCCUGUCCAUUACUCUGAGCAACAACGGGUUCGCCUAUGCCAUGGACGGCUCUGUUGCCUCAACAGGCAUCUUUGGCUUCAAGGUCAACCAGAAAACUGGCAUCCUUUCACCCAUUACCAACUCCACCAUUGCUACCAGCACUCCCAUUGGCGUUCCAGGCACCGUCACCUUUUCCCCCGACGGCCGCACCCUCAUCGUCACAAACAAGGUCGGCAGUACUAUCGACCAGUACGCAGUGGCAGCCAACGGUGAUGCUGUCCUGGAAACAACUUAUGCAUCCACCGGUCUUCGUCCCUUCGGAGCCAUCUUUGGCAAGUCAAACACACUCUAUGUUGUAGAGUCUGGUCUGCCUGCCUUCGGCAACGCUGGUCUAUCAACAUACCACCUGAACAAGGCCGAUACGAACCCGCUCUUGAAGCCCGUCACCAAGUCUGAGAAGAACCAGCAAACUGACGGGUGCUGGGUCAUUGUGACUCCCGAUGAGAAGUUUGCCUUCACGGCCAGCUUCAUCACCAAUGCCAUCUCCAGCUACAAGGUUGCCGCCAACGGUACUGCCACUCUCAUCAAGGAGGUUGCUGCCAGCCCCGGAGAGGGCACCGAGCCCGUCGAUCUUGCUCUCAGCGCCGAUGGCCAGUACCUGUACAACCUCCAGCGUGGCGGCGGUGCUAUCUCCGGCUGGAAGAUCCAGGCCGAUGGUUCUCUCAAGACUCUGAGCAACUCUUUCGGCGCGGGACAGGGCAUCCCUGUUGGUGAUGGUGCUUCUGGUCUAGCUGCAUACUAA
This is a messenger RNA of Trichoderma atroviride IMI 206040, 1137 nucleotides long. RefSeq lists its product as uncharacterized. NCBI's taxonomy places the organism in Eukaryota, Fungi, Ascomycota, Sordariomycetes, Hypocreales, Hypocreaceae. Gene Ontology annotation, molecular function: 6-phosphogluconolactonase activity; protein binding. The record is from RefSeq and is a predicted model, not a curated record.